AUGCAUAGUUCAAGUAAUCAUGAAGUACGUUCUGGACAUUCAGGUAAUUUUUCCAAUCAUCUAACAACAGAAAAAUUAAAAGAUCAUCGAUCAAAUGAUAUAACUGAAUUACAUAGUAAAACAAAUACUUAUUCAUCUAAUGAAUUUAAUGUUCAUCGUGUUUAUGAUACAUGGGUUGCUAUAUUACAAGAACCUAAUAAUCCUAAAUCACCUAUUGGUACACAAGAUUAUAUUGAUGGUUAUAAAGAAUUAUUGAAAUUUUUUGAUCAACUUGGUUAUAUAUUUAAAUUUGUUAAAGAUGAUGUUGUUGAUAAAUUAGGAAUAUUACAAACAUUUGUUGAUAAAGAUAAAAAACGUACAAUAUUACAUUUUGAUACAAUACAAAAAGCUAUUGAAUAUGAAACUGAACAUAAUUUAAUUAAAACAAAUCCAAUAAAUUUUACACGAACUUUAUUAAGACUUCAUCGUGCAUUAUUAUUUAUUAUUGAAUUUCUUCGUUGUUUAGUUGAUCGACCAUUAUCAGAAAAUACAACAAUAAUUGCAACACAAUGUUAUGAUGCAACAUUAUAUAACUAUCAUGGUUUUUUUAUUCGUCAAUCUGUUAAAGUGGGAUUUCGAAUGUUACCAUCACGUCGACAAUUAGAUGAAAUUAUAUUUCAUGGUCAUAAAACUGAAUUAUUUGAACAAUAUAAAACAUUUAUAAAAAUCAUUCAACAAAUCUAUGAUAUAAUUCAAACAUUUUACGAAGAAAAAAAAUAUUUACAAUUGCCAUAA
Messenger RNA from Rotaria sp. Silwood1, 774 nucleotides. The record is from the annotation of a GenBank genome assembly. NCBI's taxonomy places the organism in Eukaryota, Metazoa, Rotifera, Eurotatoria, Philodinida, Philodinidae.